AUGCUGCCUGCAAGGAUCAUGAGGAUCCGCCCGACAGUGAUGGGCGCCAAUGGAGGCCGUGGUGUUGGCGCGGUUGAUGGCCAGGUCCUGGGUCUCCCAGUUCAACCCGAGCAGUUCUCGGCGGCUGGGUUGGCCGUGGGGGCAAAGGGCUCGAGGUAUCCAGCGACGCGGCGGAGGGCGGGAACAUGCUGCUGCUUGAGCUCAACUCCGCUGCGGGUUUGGCACUGGACACAGACCGAGUCAUCACCAGGCUUCACCAAGCAGUCAUCGACCCCCACAUACCACCACAUCAGUCACCCAAACCCCGCACCGUCAAGCAUCAAACAAUGCAGCCCUGCAAGGUCCCCCCUCGGUCUCCUGGGUGCCGCCGCUGUCGCCAGCCUCGUGGCCCUCGAUAUGUCAUCGCCCAUCGGUACCGGUGGGUCCCAAGCCUUCCCCACUCGGGCGCCACAAGGUGCAAGGCGAACUGCAGCGCCUUCGGCUCGGCCCCGAGCUUCUGUGCCAUGGCCUGCGACGGCGCCAACGGCUGCUCGAUGA
Molecule: messenger RNA, 537 nt
Organism: Gaeumannomyces tritici R3-111a-1
Lineage: Eukaryota; Fungi; Ascomycota; Sordariomycetes; Magnaporthales; Magnaporthaceae
Exons: 2
Coding region: 1-537 (178 amino acids)
Source: RefSeq, a predicted model, not a curated record